This is a messenger RNA of Letharia columbiana, 570 nucleotides long. RefSeq lists its product as uncharacterized. Lineage: Eukaryota; Fungi; Ascomycota; Lecanoromycetes; Lecanorales; Parmeliaceae. The record is from RefSeq and is a predicted model, not a curated record. Bases 1 to 570 code for a protein of 189 amino acids. The transcript has 4 exons.
AUGGACUUUGCUCCUUAUCAAGACACCACUCCAGAAUCCACACGAACCCUCUCUCCACCUCCAAAUCGAAUCUCGUCUCCUGCCCGCAACGCCAGAUCUCCCCCUCCAACCCGACCAAACACAGACCCAUUUGGCGUGUCAUCCUUGCCAGAACCCAGUCAUUUCAGUGAUGAGCCUAGGGAAAAUGCAGGGUUUGGAGGAGGAGAUAUAGAAAAUGGCAGGCUGGACGUCAAUCUGUUCGAGACGAGCCUACCACUACGGCUAGACUACGAGGCAAUGCUGGCAUAUCUGCUGCUACCGCCUGCAGGAGGGGUAUUUCUACUGGUGGUGGAACAUAAGAGUGAUUACGUACGAUUCCAUGCUUGGCAAUCAAGUCUACUAUUCGCGGCGAUUUUCGUCCUACACCUGAUCCUCUCGUGGUCAAGCAUACUAUCAUGGAUGUUAUUCGUCAUUGAUAUAGGUCUUAUCGGAUUCCUUGCUAUGCAUGCCUACCGAGACGCUGAUGGCUUGGAUCGUUUUGAAGUUCCGUUCUUUGGGGGUUUGGCGAGCUCCUUCGUAGACUCUGAGUGA